GACCAUUCUAUGUAUCCUAUCUGAACGAGUCGUCUGAAGGUCUGAACGGUUUGGCAUUGACACUAUAUCCAUCAUAAACUUAGUCUAAGCUUCAGCUGAGAAGGCGUUAACGCACUCCAGGAAACCAUGAUCGGGCGGUUAGCGCAAAUCCGCCUUUUGGUGUGGAAGAACUUUAAGUUGCAAAGCCGUAGGCCCAUUGGGACUAUAGUGGAAAUAAUAGUCCCAGUGCUAUUUAUGAGCAUUAUGGUGGGACUGAAGCAGAUUGUGCCUUUCGAGUCUGGUGGCCCAGUUUUCAAUGCCGCAGAUCAGGCGAUCAAUGAGAUGCCGUACCCAAAUGUAACGCAGUACCUUUACUAUCCUGCGUCAGGACAAUCGGCCAUUAUAACGGAGUACAUCGCUCAACAGCAAGGAGGCGGUAUAAUUACUACCGGCACGGAUAACGAAACUGAAUUGGCAGAAUUGGGUCGCGGUAAACCCGAUGUUGUUGGAAUCAUAUACAACAACACCGUCAACGGAAACCUUCCCGAGGACGAUGUACAGAUCACGUUACGGUUUCCAUACGCACCGUCAUGCACACAGUACAACAAGGGCUGCAAUGACAAUAGCAAGGACUGGGAUACCACUGUGCGAUACACAACACAAGGGUUCUUCGACAAAGGACCGAAACUGAAGGACAACGCCGUCACUGAUUCCCAGUAUUGGUAUAGUGGGUUUGGCCGAUUGGAGUGGGAGUUGGGCCAGGCGGUGGCCUCUCUGCGCAAUACAGGUGCUUUGGGCGCUGAUGUUCAGCAGAACAUUGACUACCGAGUGCAGACCUUUCCCUUUGCUGAGUAUAUUCUCAAUCAGUUUGCGACGUUUGGCAUCAAGUUUACCAUGCCGUUGAUUCUGGUGCUCGCCUAUACGUACCCCGUGCUCACCACCACCCGCGAAGUGGUACUGGAGAAGGAACUCAGGCUUAAGGAAGCCAUGAAGAUGAUGGGGCUCUCGGCCACCACCAACUGGACUGCGUGGUUCCUCAAGAGCUUCAUCCUGCUGGCAAUCUCGACGAUCAUCUCACUGUGCAUCCUGUCGUUUGGCGACAUCGUGCUGUACUCCGACAUGAGCGUAAUCACCUUCUUCUACUUCUCCUUCGUGGUGGAGGUCAUUGCUAUUUCGUUUAUGAUGUCAACGUUCUUCCAGAGUGCCAAGAUCGCUGCGCCUGGGUCGGCUAUUAUCUUCAUGCUCACCUUCCUGCCCUUCCAGUUGGUGACAAUCUCGUCAGGAGGACAGCCCUCGGCCGUACAAGUAGCAUGGUCGUCGCUGUUUGUGAACUCAGCCCAGGCGUGGGGGUGGACAGUCAUUGGACAGUUCGAAGAACUUGCCAGUCCUCUAACGUGGUCUAAACUGUUCAGUGGAGCGUCGUAUGACUCUGAAAUGAGUCUGGGUUUGGUGAUAACCAUGAUGUGGCUGGGCACGUUCCUGUUCCUGUUCGUCACGUUCUACGUCGAGCGUGUGUUCCCAGGCGAGUUUGGGGUGGCCCAGCCCUGGUACUUUCUCUUCACCAAGAAGUACUGGCAAUCGCCCGCCAAGCGCCGCAGCGAUCUAGGCGACGAUGUCACAGUUGCCAAUAUGUCGACAACCAUUAUCAAUGACGACGACGCCGUGAUCGAGGCAGAAGAGGAGGGCAGGACAUCAGGCGUGGUAGUCAACAACCUAGUCAAGCAAUAUUCGAACGGCAAGUUAGCUGUGAAUGGAGUCUCCCUGAAGAUGUACGAGAACGACGUUACAUGCCUAUUGGGGCACAACGGUGCUGGAAAGACGUCUACCAUGUCUAUGCUUACAGGUAUCUACGAACCCACAUCUGGCAGCGCCUUCAUCAACGGAUACAACAUCCGCACAGACAUCGAUGAAUGCCGACGCGUGCUGGGGCUCUGUCCACAAGUCAACACGUUAUUUUCAGGCUUGACAGUUGCUGAGCAGCUAGACUUCUUUGGCACCCUCAAGGGCAUUCCCAAGUCCGACAUCACGCGAGAGAUUGAUGUCAUGUUGGAGGAUCUGGCUAUGGACGAGAAGCGCGACUACUUCCCCAGUGGACUCAGCGGCGGCAUGAAGCGCAAGCUCUGCGUGGGCAUCGCAUUUAUGGGUGGUUCUAAGGUAGUAUUCCUGGACGAGCCCACCAGUGGUAUGGAUCCGCAAGCGCGACGGUCCACGUGGGAUCUGAUCACAAAGUUUAAGAAGUCGCGUACUAUUCUGUUGACCACGCACUUCCUGGACGAGGCCGAUAUUCUGGGCGAUAGAGUGGCCAUUAUGAGCGAAGGCAAGGUCAAGGCUUGCGGAACGCCUUUGUUUCUGAAGGCACAGUAUGGUAUUGGGUAUCAAAUGGUCCUGGCCAAAGGACCGAACUGUCAGGAGAAGGCCAUAACUGAAGUGCUGGAGAAGCAUGUGAACGUUGUGUUAUUGAAUAAUAUUGGUGCAGAGCUUAGCUACCAAUUGCCUCAGACGGAGAUGGACAAGUUUGUACCAAUGUUCCAAGAGUUGGAGCAGAGACUGCAGGAGCUUGACAUACAGUCGUACGGGGUGUCUUGCACUACACUCGAAGAAGUCUUUCUGAAAGUCGGCGAGAUGGAGCACGAUGAUGAAGGCGAGGCCGACGACAAAGACUCGGAUAGCAAUGACUUGUAUAACAAAGAUGGCGCAUCGAGCACUUUGAUGUCCGAAGUUGGUGUCGAUGUGAGUAGUGUCGAUGGAGGCGAUGAUUUCGAAAAUAGAUAUCUGAUGUCACCAGGCUAUGCACUGGCAUGGCAGCGAAUUAAAGCACUCCUCGUCAAGCGAUAUAUUAACGCCAGUAGAGAUUGGAAGGUUGGACUGGCCCAGUUGAUGGUGCCUGUAGCCUUCUGCCUGUUGGCGUUGUGUUUGGGUAAGUUCGCACCUAACCCGUCUGACAGAGAUUGGACUCCGAUGAGAGUACUCACCUCUGACAUGUACUUCGAUCCCGCUGUACCCCAGUACGUAGAUCAAUCAGUGCCGGAUGUGGGAACGGUUGAGUCAUGGAAGACGGUCAUACCAUUGGUGGAGUUUGGAUUAGACAUAAAUCCCAGCACAGAUAUGCUGAACUACCUACUCAACAUGCAACGCACUGUGGGCCAGGAGUUUCUGGAGACAAAUCUGGGAGCCUUUAGUAUGGUGAAUGAGACAGUCAGCGAUGUGUUGAACGCCAAUGUCAGUACGUGGAUCAGUGGAGAAAGCACCCACAGUUUGGGUGUGUAUGUGGGCCAACUGGUAGAGUCUCUGGUGCGCAGCGGACUGCCAGACCCCACUCAAGAGUUCAACAUGCAGUUCGCUAUAGAUCCGCUGCCUCGAGAUGCGCAAAAAGAGGCGUACGAUUCUGUGGCCAUAGACAAUUCAGCGUUCAACAUAGCCUUCUUCACACUCUUCGGUAUCGUGUGCUCCACUUGUUGUAUUAUGAUCUUUGUGGUCAACGAGCGAGUCAGCAAUUCGAAGAAUAUCCAAUUCAUCAGCGGCGUCACACCAUUGCAAUACUGGAGCACGGCCUUUGCCUGGGAUUUCACUCUGACCUUGAUCCCCAAUUUGCUAAUCCUGGCUUUGUUCGCCGCCUUUCAGAUCGAGGCUUACACAACGGGGUACAAUCUACUGGCCAUCUUCUUGCUGAUCCAACUGUAUGCGUGGGGUUUCAUUCCGUUGAUGUACAUGGUGUCCAUGGCUUUUGACUCGGCCGCCACCGCUGUGAGUUGCGGCAUCAUCCUCAACUACAUCACUGGUCUGGCCACAAUGAUCGCCUGCGACGUGUUGCGCAAUCUCGGCUUAACGGCGUCGUCGACCGAUGACACAGACUAUUUCUUUAUCGGCACAAUGAUCUACUAUGUGUCACUGAUCUUCCCCAACUUCUGUCUGGGCAUUGGGCUCAUGGACCUGUACAAGAAUUGGCAGUUGAUGGACGUGUGCGUGACCCUCCUGUCAGCGGCGCCCACAACACUACCAGGACUCGAGGGUGUCUCACCGGAAGAAGUGUGUACGUCGCAGCAGUUUGUAGAUCUGCUGGGGUCGUAUGGGGUCUAUUAUCCGGAUGUGCGAUACCACUCGGAACCAAACUACUUCGCGAUGAGUCCCCCGGGUAUAGGUCUGCCCCUGACGGCGCUUGUGCUGUCCGGCUUUGUCUACUUUGGGCUGCUGUUGGCUAUUGAAUACAGAUUCUGGCUACCACAGCGAGAGCCUAAGGUCAAGCAGUCGCACCGAGACGCACAAGCACAGCUGACGGGUAACUACGAGGAUGACGAGGAUGUUAUGGCUGAGCAGAAACGGGUGGAGGGUAGUGCCAUUGAUGACGAUGUGGUGGUGCUGCAGGGCCUCACCAAGCUAUACAAGCGGAAGGGAAAGAAACAGCCACCCAAACUAGCGGUAGACGGAGUGACGGUAGGCAUGGGCCGUGCCGAGUGCUUUGGGCUGUUAGGUGUUAAUGGUGCAGGAAAGACCACCACAUUCAAUAUGAUGACUGGAGCCCAUCCCAUCACAGCCGGAGAUGCCAUCAUUGGAGGGUACAGUGUGAAACACGACAUGGAGGAUGUACGGCAGCUGAUUGGCUACUGCCCGCAGUUUGAUGCUCUCAUUCCGCUGAUGACUGGCCGUGAGACACUGCGGUUCUACGGUAGACUGCGAGGCAUUCCCAAAGACCGCCUGGAAGCGGUUUCGCAUAGGCUACAACGCCUCACUGCCAUUUGCACGUGCUUCAAAUCUAUUAACCCUAAAUCCUAA
This is a messenger RNA of Sphaeroforma arctica JP610, 4749 nucleotides long. RefSeq lists its product as hypothetical. NCBI's taxonomy places the organism in Eukaryota, Ichthyosporea, Ichthyophonida. Gene Ontology annotation, cellular component: intracellular membrane-bounded organelle; membrane. The transcript is spliced from 33 exons. Gene Ontology annotation, molecular function: lipid carrier activity; ABC-type transporter activity; ATP binding. Gene Ontology annotation, biological process: transmembrane transport; lipid transport. The record is from RefSeq and is a predicted model, not a curated record. Bases 127 to 4749 code for a protein of 1540 amino acids.